CCCAAAAGAGUUUAUUUGCUCACCCAAAAAAAAAAAAAAAACAAAAAAGAGAGACAGAAAUCGCAAGGUAGGCCUGUAGGGAAUGUCGACUACCAUCUUCUUCAUGGCCCUCCAAUGCUGCCAAUGCUCCACCAUGCAAGUGAAGCAGAGGAAGAAGAGCAGCAAGAGCAACAAAUGGACAUGCGUUGUCUGCAAUCAGAAGCAAUCGAUUCGGAAGGUCUUCGCUCAAGGUCCCAUGGCCAAGGACCUCCGUCUCUUCGUCCAGUCCUUCAACAUGUCUCGCCAAUUCCAAAACCAUUCCUCAUCAUCAUAUGAUCCGCCAUUGGAGGACGAUCCUCCGCUCCAACAUCUUUCCCCCUCCGAUGGCAAGAGGCCGCGCACCGAUUGGACCGAAUUCCUCGAUCCCGAUCACGAAAUCUGUGAGGACAUUGAACAAGGAGGAGUCGAACCAGCAGAAUGUGGUUUUGAGCUGGAGAUUGUGACGGAGUUGCCAGAGGGAUUGUACAAGAAAGCGAAGCUGAACAGGAGUGCUGAUGGUGAUGGUGAUGAACUUUACAAACCUGUUUUCUCCAAGAGAAAUUCCAACAAACGAGUGCUUUUUCAAGAGAAGGAGCCAAGGAUCCAUGAGGAACAUGACUUGACAACUGCCAAGGAGAACUCAAAAUGGGGUCAUUACAAGACUAGAGAGGAUGUCCAGGAGUCAAGAAAAUGUCAGUUCAAAAGGGGAAGAGAGGCUUCCAAAUGGAGUGCCUACAUAACCCAGGACGACGAAGACUACGACAAGGGCGCCAACUACCAAGCGGGUGAUUUGAGCAAUAAAAUCUUCCGGCCUUUAACCAACGACGAAAAGAUAGAAGAUGAGAUCCACCCUGAUUUUCUUUGAACCUCUCUUCGGUUGGCUCUUUCAAUUCUUCUGCCCUUGUUUAAAUCAACUAGAACAUAGAGGUUUCCUGAAUUACACAGUGAUAUGGCAAA
This is a messenger RNA of Morus notabilis, 975 nucleotides long. RefSeq lists its product as uncharacterized. Gene Ontology annotation, cellular component: nucleus. The record is from RefSeq and is a predicted model, not a curated record. The transcript has 4 exons. Lineage: Eukaryota; Viridiplantae; Streptophyta; Magnoliopsida; Rosales; Moraceae. Gene Ontology annotation, biological process: mitotic G2 DNA damage checkpoint signaling. Gene Ontology annotation, molecular function: chromatin binding. Bases 83 to 883 code for a protein of 266 amino acids.